Molecule: messenger RNA, 939 nt
Organism: Miscanthus lutarioriparius
Lineage: Eukaryota; Viridiplantae; Streptophyta; Magnoliopsida; Poales; Poaceae
Source: the annotation of a GenBank genome assembly
AUGGCCUCAUCCCGGAACCCCGAUGCACUGGCGGCGCCGGCGCUGACUCCGGCGCCCGCGGCGGUGGCGCUGGAGGCGCAGGCCCAAAACCAUAGCAUUGCUCCUGGCGACCCGCCGUCGCCGGAGAUGGAGACCACGGCGGAGGCGCUCACGCGGGAGGAUGUCCUCCGGCGGCGCCGACGCCGCGCGGCCCGGCUAGCCGGUGUGUACCGCCGGCUCUACUGGGCCAUGGCUGAGGAGGUGCGCGCGCGGCACCGGCAGUACGUCUGGGACCUCGCCCGGAGCCCACUGGAGGCAGAGCAGCCGCCAGCCCCUCCAGGGGGCCCCAUCCCGGCUGCCGGAGAGCCGCCGAGGCCGGCGCCGGUGCCGAGGAGAAAGAAGUGCGGGUUCACAGGGUGCAAGGUGCGGGCCAUGGCCACGACCCGCUUCUGCCACUCCCACAUCCUCUCCGAUCCCAAACAGCUGCUGUACAAGCCCUGCGCGUACAUCACCAAGAGUGGGCUACAGGGUGGGCUUGUCACCUGUGGUAGGCCGAUCAUAAAGUCUGCAGCUCCCUCCCUCUGUAAUAUUCACUUGCAAAGAUGUCAGAAAAGCAUUGCACAAGCUUAUAGGAAGGCAGUCUUUGUCAUGAGCUUUUGCGAGUUGCUGAACAUGCAGCAAGACUGCAUGGUUGAUAUGGUGGUGCUUAUUGUGUGCUUUGCAGAGAGAUGUAUGAAUGCAAGAUCUGUACUUCCAUGGCAAAUGGACUUUGCACAAUAUGAGAUGCUACUUACCAAGAAUGUUGUGCAUCAUGCACCAAAGUGUCCUGGAUUGUUUGGUUGCAGUUUAAUGGCUGUAAGAACUAAGAACUCAGUUAUUCUUCGUCCAUUGAAAGGUUAUUUCUUAGAGCUGGAGCGCUUGGCGGCAAAGGAUGCUCGGUCAGAUGGUGGUGGAUUUUAA